UUGAUAAUUUAAAAACAGAAUGUUAUAUUUUGUGAACCGUUGCAUCAAUAAUAUUUAGAUUGAUAAACUCAGCAAGAUGAAAAAAUCGAGCAGUAAGACAUAUACUUCCAGUCAGGAGGACAGCGAGAAUGACAGUGAUGUAACAGAAUGCAGCAUUGGAAGCAAUUCCACUGCUGGCACUCAUCGCAGUGAUACACCUACUCGCAGCGCCCGUUAUAAACGGAAAGGUCGUCGAAGAAGUAAAACAGCAAAGUAUAAACCUUCUAUAGAUAAACCAUUAUACAAAUACUGCUGUAGCGUCAAGGAAGAUCAUGGGCAACCUUUGUUUGGUGUACAAUUUAAUUAUCACUUAAAAGAAGGUGAACCGUUAAUCUUUGCCUCUGUGGGCAGCAAUCGCGUCAGUAUUUAUGAAUGUCCACAGAGCGGAAAUAUACGGCUACAACAAUGUUAUGCUGACCCGGAUACAGAGGAGAAUUUUUAUACAUGUGCAUGGACUUACGAUGAUUCUGGAAAACCCUUGUUAGCUGUGGCAGGAUCACGUGGGGUCAUCCGAGUUAUUAGUCCCGCGACAAUGACUUGCAUCAAACAUUACAUUGGUCACGGACAUGCGAUAAACGAAUUAAAGAUUCAUCCAAAAGAUCCAAACAUUCUGUUGUCUGCAUCAAAGGAUCAUGCUUUACGAUUGUGGAACAUCAAGACAGACGUGUGUAUCGCGAUCUUUGGUGGUGUCGAAGGUCACCGAGACGAAGUCUUAAGCGCUGAUUUCGACAUAAAAGGCCAAAGGAUUAUCUCGUGUGGAAUGGAUCAUGCUCUUAAGUUAUGGUCCUUGGACAAACCAGACAUGCAAGAGGCAAUAAAGCAGUCUUAUCAUUGCAAUCCCACUCGCAACGGCAGACCCUUCGACUCAAUUCUCCAACACUUCCCUGACUUUACCACUCGCGACGUGCAUCGGAAUUAUGUCGACUGUGUGAAGUGGUUCGGCGACUUUAUUUUGAGCAAAUCCUGUGAGAAUUGUAUUGUGUGUUGGAAACCGGGUAGACUUGAGGAUUCGCAGCUACGUAGUGGAGAAACAAGCGCGACAGUUUUGCAUCGUUUCGAGUUCAAAGAAUGUGAUAUCUGGUUUAUACGUUUCUCCAUGGAUUUUUGGCAACGCACGAUUGCAUUGGGGAAUCAGGUUGGCCGCACUUAUGUUUGGGAUUUGGACGUGGAUGAACCUGGGCAAGCGCGUUGCUGGUCUCUUCAACAUCCUCGUUGUACCGCGCCAAUUCGUCAAACCAGCUUAAGCCGAGACGGUUCUGUAUUGUUGUGUGUUUGUGAUGAUGCAACAAUCUGGAGGUGGAAUCGUGAUCAUUAAUUUUAUUCAUUUUAUUUAGGAUUAAGAAGAAGUGCCUUUGCACAUACAUCUCAAAUCGUAUUGGAUAAUCAUACUUUUUGUAGUUAUUUUAAUUUAGGUAAAGCUUGAUAAUCUAUUAGACUAAUUCAAAAUUUUCAAAUCGAAAUGUAUAUAUGAUGAUAAAAACUUGCAUUCCUGUCCAAUAAAUUGUCAAACUUCUUUAACAUAUGUGCCGUAGUCCGACAUGUGUUAACGUAUCUAUUGGAAUUUUAUAAUUGGAAUUUUAUAUUAAUAUAAAAAAAUAUUAGAAAGAUUCUCGGUGUUAAGUAGAAUGUGAAACAAUGAGGCAAAUGAGAAUCAGCGCUGUUGACAGUGCGCAAUUAACUCUUUAUUACAAACUUUAAUAUGUAAUACGAACGUUUUGACUCAAGUUUGAGUCAUCUUCAGUGGAUGUAAAUUAAAGAUCCUGUGUUCAUCUGAUGAACUCACCAAUGAUAAAAUCAUUGAUUAAUUAUUAUAAGCGUAUAUAUUUAUGUCAUCUCUAAAAAAAACGAGAUAAUAGUCACCAACAGGCUGUCAAUCAUCAGAUGAACACAAUUCACACUGAAAUGGAGAGAAUAGUGCAGGAUUAUAACAUGGUUCGUAUCAAGCGGCACCUUGCACAGCGUGUCCAUACUUGAGCUCCAGGCAGUAACUGAACACAAUGACUGAUGAUUAAAGUUUGUAAUAAAGAGUUAAUUGCGCACUGUCAACAAUGCUGAUUCUCAUUUGCCUCAUUGAAUAAUAAAAAAAAAUCAGAAUAAAGUGCAAAAGUAUCUUUAGAAUUUUAAGUGAAU
This is a messenger RNA of Pogonomyrmex barbatus (red harvester ant), 2169 nucleotides long. RefSeq names its product polycomb protein EED. NCBI's taxonomy places the organism in Eukaryota, Metazoa, Arthropoda, Insecta, Hymenoptera, Formicidae. Gene Ontology annotation, molecular function: protein binding. The record is from RefSeq and is a predicted model, not a curated record.